AUGAGGAUGGUAUUAAUUACAAGAUAUUUACCAUCGGUAAAUGAGAAUAAUUUACCAUCAUUGGACAAUGUGACAUCAAAGGAUGCAAUUGUAGAUACUGUGAUGCAAAAUAGUACGGUUGGUAUCAUCAAUCAGUUGAUGGUGUUGGCUGGUCACGCCAAUAGCAUAUUUGCAUCGCUUACACAAGAGUCGGCAGCCAUUACACAGAGAUUGAACAAUCUGAAUCAGCGUAUGACACCACUCAUCCAGAUGAUCCCAACUGUAGAGAGCUACCAUCAGAGAAGCAGUAUCGAUGUGUUGAACAGCCAUCCGCGUGCCGAGUACCACGCCGACAACCCCGAGAAGCAUCAGAUGUUCCUCAGCACAAUGGUACCACCCACCGUCAAGGAGGUGUACCAGGGAUGUCAGGCACCACCCAAGUUGCAUUUACUCGACCCCUACAUGGACAACAAUCAAAAGAGUCUCAAGCUCUACACCAACCCCGACUUUUUCAUUGACGAGUGGGUGGCCGAGCAAACCAAGUUGCGUGAAGAGGCCCGUCAACGUCGUCGUGAGCGUAAAGAGGCCCGUCUCAAAAAGAAGACUGAAAAGACGGCCGAGACGAGCGAGGUCAAGGUGAAACGUGUGCACAAGGUGCGUUACGAUCCCGUCACUGGUGAGAAGAUUCUCAUCCCCUUUGACUCGCCCGCCGCACCCUCGUCUGCUCCCACUGCAGGCUCGGCUCACGUCUCCAAUCUGUCGAUGCAGCCUGCUGCCCACGGCAACCAUCUGCCACCUCCUCCCUCCAACUACCCAGCCCCUCCACCAGCCGUCCACAACAGUGGUGGUAGUGCCGGCGGAGGUUUCAAUGCCAUGCCACCACCCCCACCUCCACAAGACCACCAUUAUCAUCCUACUGCUAGUGGACAUGGUGGAUUGCCACCCCCACCACUUUCACAAAGCUCGUCUGCCUAUUUCCAAACACCACCACCUCCCAGUGCACAAAACCACUACGCCACUCCUCCACCAACUGGUAUGGGCGCCGGCUCGAGACAGUCGGUCAUCCAAUCCAACGCUGCUCCACCUCCUCCACCCCCACCCGCACCAGCUCCACCUCCACCACCUCCUCCCAUGUCGGCCAAGAAUCCAUUGGCUUCUGCACUCGAAGGUGCCAAUCUCAAGGCUACCGAAAUCAAACCAAAGGCUCAAGACGCCAGAUCCGAUCUCCUCUCGUCCAUCAUUGCCGGUCGUUCACUCAAACCAAUGGAAGAACGUGCCGUUCCUGAACCAGUCGCUUCAAAGGAUUCAGGUGCUAUCAAUGUAGCCGAUAUUCUUGCAAGAAGAAUUGCUUGGGCUCCUUCAGAUUCUGAAGAUGAUGAUUCUGAUGAUGAUUCAGAUUGGGAUUAA
This is a messenger RNA of Cavenderia fasciculata, 1386 nucleotides long. RefSeq names its product SCAR1 (gene scrA). Gene Ontology annotation, molecular function: protein kinase A regulatory subunit binding; Arp2/3 complex binding. The transcript is spliced from 2 exons. Gene Ontology annotation, biological process: positive regulation of Arp2/3 complex-mediated actin nucleation; actin cytoskeleton organization. The record is from RefSeq and is a predicted model, not a curated record. Bases 1 to 1386 code for a protein of 461 amino acids. Gene Ontology annotation, cellular component: cytoskeleton; SCAR complex. NCBI's taxonomy places the organism in Eukaryota, Evosea, Eumycetozoa, Acytosteliales, Cavenderiaceae.